Molecule: messenger RNA, 9064 nt
Organism: Monodelphis domestica (gray short-tailed opossum)
Lineage: Eukaryota; Metazoa; Chordata; Mammalia; Didelphimorphia; Didelphidae
Gene: FGF12
Product: fibroblast growth factor 12
Molecular function (GO): growth factor activity
Source: RefSeq, a predicted model, not a curated record
UUAUUUUUAUUUAUUUUCACUUUUAUUUGAAUAAACAUUUCAAUUUAUUAUAUUCAAAAUUACCCAUUUUACAUUUCAUAAUGCUUUCUAUCUCUUGUCUGUUUUUUAAAUUCUCCUCCUAUCUGAUAAUAAUAAAUCUGAUAGGUAAUAUGUUUGCUGCUUUCCUAAUUUCUUUAUAAUAAGUCCCUUUUUACCUAGGUCAUGUGUCCAUUUUGAUCUUAUCUUGGUAAAUGGUAUAAGAUGUUGGUCUAUAUCUAGUUUCUGCCAAACUGCUUCCCACUUUUCCCCACAAUUUUUGCCAUUUCCCUAUCAUUUUGAUCACUAGCUGAUUUCAUCAUUUCUAUAUUUGUAUCUCAUUACAUGAGUAGGCAUUCAUUUUUAUUGAUUGGCUUUGUUUUUGGUUAAAUCCCUUUGAAUUCUUUUUUUUUCUGAGCAAAAAGAAAGCAUUACAUAUUACUAUCUUACAUGUUCUGGUCUUCUUUAUUUCAGUGAUUCUUUGAUCUCGUUGAUAGAGAAUGUGGAUCCUUAUUUCAUAGGAACAGAUCUCAACGCAGGUCUGCUUCCUUAUCUUGUGCCACUUGUGUUCUUGUUCUCUCACAAAGUAUUCAUAGACGAUCUAGCUGAAAUGCAUAAGAACUUUCCCUUCAGUGUUCAUAUUUUCAUUUCUCACCCCCAUGAAAUACAUAAUUUUUAAUGGGGAAAGUCAAUGUGCUAAAUGGGGCUGAAAAGGUGGUGAAGGAAGAUGGUGAAAUUUGGAGAGUCAUCAACAGAGCCCAGAAGGGAAUGAAAGAUGACUGCCCUUGACUUCCUCCCAUGAUGGAGAAUCCAGAAAGACUUUAUCAUUGGGAAAGUAGAUAAGAAUAGUAGAGGCAGGGUACAGUCUGUGAAGAUCCCAGGCACUAAGGGAAGAUAAAGGAGUGGGAAGCAGCUGAGGCAUGAUGGUCAAGCUCAAAUAGACUCAAUCAUCUGACAACACUAAUCUUGAUAUUCUAUAUGAGCGUGGGUGAAGAUUUUCAAGUUCACAUGCCCAAACUGCAAUUUCAAGCUGCAUAUGAGUCCCCCCCCUACCCUACAUUACCCUGGAGAGUGAAGGGAGGAAGUGCUCACUUUGGGGUGCUGGAAAGAGCAGUAAGGCAUGCAAAAAAAUAUCCUCUGGGAUGCUGGGAAGAAGGGAAAUGAGCAGCUCCCCCAGUAUUGGCUCUCCAUGCACAUCAAUACUUUGCCAAUGCUUUUCUAUACAGUGAUUCAAAUGUAACCCACCAAAGGUUGACAAUCCUAGGAGUCUCUUAUCUAUGUCUUUCUUGAACCUAGGAGGUAAUUGGUAAGGGCUUGCUGAAUUAGCUAAUAAAUGAGUUUAAAUAGGUUAAUUCUCUUGUGAGAAUCCAGUACGAUUUGGAUGUAUAGGGCUUUGAAAAGUUGAAAGUGUUAUGAAGAUGUCAUUUGUUCUCAUUAUUAGCAAUAUAAGUAUUUGUAUUAAAUGUCAUGCUGUGAAGCCAUCGGCUCUGCUGGUAUUCUGAUCUGUCACCUUCUAAACUGUUCUCAACCCACAGGUAGCUCAGCUUCCUGCACAGACAGUCUCCUUUUCUUUACACAGACUUCCAUAGCCAAUGAGAUGACUGAUGUUCACAGAGAUGCUUCCUGGGCUCUGAAUCUGGCCCAGCUAGAGCCAAGCUUUGCCAAAGAUCACUUUUCCUGGCACAGGGAAGCAGAUUUUAGGGACACAGCUGCUGAGCUUUGGCACAGAUGCCAGCUUUUCCUUUUUUUUUUCUUUGAUGGUCAUUCAGAAUUCCCAGGAUGCUGUCCAAAGUAGCAAGGAAAUGAAUCCCACAAGAGGCCAUCCCUUGGUGGGGAAGAGGAAGGGACGAGCAGGAAGCUCCUCUGGUUCUCUGGGGGAAGCUUUGCCGUUAAACUUCUUUUCCAGCACACACAUUGUCCAUGCUCCAAAUUUGGGCCACUGCAGAACUUUCAGGGCAGCUUUGUUUCAGAGAAUGGGAUCAAAUGAGAAAUUUGCCUCCCCCUCCCUUCAUAUUAAGGGGGUUCUCUCCACCCCCUCACCCUAUUCUUCUAUCCAGAGUUAAGGUUAGAGUGGUUUCCCUAAGCUCUCCUUUCAAUAUCUGGGUUAAGCCAUUGAAAUAUGAACAGGCAAUUAAACAUCUGGGGCAGGCUCAGACAAGUGCCAAAUGAGAAAUGCAGGCUUCGGGGCUAUUUUUCAGAAGAGAGUGAGAUCACGCUGCGCUGGGGUGGUCAGGGAUGCCUGUGUCCUGAGGUGGGCUGUAGGCUGGCAUUUCCAAAAGAGGUUGAAAAGGGCAGGGCAGGGCAGGGCAUGUAUAGAGAGCCAAGAUGGAGGUGAAGGAGUGCCGGGUGGGAGAACCUCUACUUAUGAAAAUUCCAAUCCAGUGAAGUGACACAUUCCAUUUUGGGCUCUGGUUACCUGCUCAGUCUGAAUGACUGCCUGCCAUCCAUCUGAAAAGGAGCUGGUGGGGGGGGCAGGAGCCUGGCUGUUAGGACUUGCUUUGGCAGGACUGCUCAUGUGGGUGGGCUUCAGCCUCAUCAUUUGAUUUCCAAGGGCUCAGUUUCCCCACCUUGAAAACAAAGAGCAACCACAGGCUCUCCAAGAUCCCUGUGACUCAAAGCUUCUGACCUUCCAACCGCCAUAUUGGUCAGCAGCCCCAGGCCUCCCAAUAUACAGGCUGUACUAAGAAAUCAACCAUGCCUGUAAAGAGAAAUGAAGCUUUUCCAUGGUCACCACAAACUUAAUUGAGGAGGAAAAUGACCAAUUCUAUGUGCCAGACGCCAGCUCGGGAGCCGCAUAUUUAGUGAACCAUGAAGACAGCUUCUUGCCCUCAAGGGUUUUGUGGUCGUUGCGUUGUUUCAGGCAUGUCUGACUCGGUGGCAUCCUUUGGGGUUUUCAUUUCAAAGACACUAGAAUGGCUUACAAUUCCUUUCUCCAGCUCAUUUUACAGAUGAGGACAUUGAGGCAAACAGAGGUAAGACUUGCCCAGGGCCACACACCAUUAAAGAUUCUUCCAGGGGAGUGGGAGAAGAACAGGCGUGUAAACAAGCAGGCACACAAUAGACACAGACCCAAGAGAGUGAGAGAAAGAGAUCACGUAGGCAUUGCAGUCUGGCACCAGCGAAUGAGCUGCUCUUCAAGCUCCCUCCUAGACUGGAAAUCUAGACAGAAAAUUCAUGAUUCAAAUCUCUUGCCAAGUAGAGACCAAGAAUGGCCGCCCUUUAGGUCUCGUUUUCCAUGGGUGGCCCUGCUACGCCCAGUCCUGCUACCCUGAGAAAGAACGGGACCUGGAAUUUGUCAAUGCAGCUUUUGCUUCUUUGGCUGGAAAGUUUUCCAGCCUGUUAAAAACCCAAGUCUCUGGAACGUGUCUGGAAAGCUAAUCAAUGUACGUGCCUGCAAAGGCAGAAAGCAACCGCCAGAUGGCGCUGUGUCAUCAUCACUUACUCUGGCUGUCCAUAAGCUAGCGGGAGGACCAAGUCUGCAGGAGGCUGAAUUUCUCUUGGGAUUCUCAGGCUCUCUUAUGUAACGGGCUUGUUUGAAUUCCCUUUCUCCUACUGGGUAUGGCCUGUGUGCUCUGCUCCCCUCCAGGCCGGUGCACUUCUGUCUAAAUGCUAAAGAGCACACAAGCCCAUUUUGGCAGGAGGGCUAUUAGAGCCCUCCGCCAAAGAGAAGAACAUGAAAAAGUCAAGGUCAAGUGGACACACAGACGUCUGGACAAGAAACAAGGCAGCCGGGGAGGCAAGGGAGUGUCAGAACCCCAGCUGAAAGGAAUUGUGACAAGGUUAUUCAGCCAGCAGGGAUAUUUCCUGCAGAUGCACCCAGAUGGGACAAUUGAUGGAACCAAGGACGAGAACAGUGACUACACCCUUUUCAACCUAAUCCCUGUGGGCCUUCGGGUUGUGGCGAUCCAGGGAGUGAAAGCCAGCCUCUAUGUGGCAAUGAAUGGAGAAGGGUAUCUCUACAGCUCUGAUGUUUUCACACCUGAGUGCAAAUUUAAGGAAUCUGUCUUUGAAAACUACUAUGUUAUCUAUUCUUCCACACUUUACCGGCAGCAGGAAUCAGGGAGAGCCUGGUUUCUGGGACUCAAUAAAGAAGGUCAAAUCAUGAAAGGAAACAGAGUGAAAAAAACCAAACCUUCAUCACACUUUGUCCCUAAACCCAUUGAAGUGUGCAUGUACAGAGAGCCAUCGCUGCAUGAAAUUGGAGAAAAACAAGGACGCUCCAGGAAAAGUUCCGGGACCCCAACAAUGAACGGAGGGAAAGUGGUGAAUCAAGAUUCUACAUAGCUGAGAACUCUUCCCUUCUCUGUAUUGCUCCCCUUCCUCCCUUUCCCUCCCUAGCACCCCUUCCCUUCCCCAGAAACCCAUGGAGACAAUAAUACACUGAAGAGGCAGGACUUAGGGGGCUAAGAUUCAGAAUGCAAAUGUGUGUUUGGGACAGAAGAUGAAAUUCCAACUCAAUCUUGCCUGAUUCAAUGUUGUAGAAAUAAACACACACACACACGCACACACACACGCACACACAUGCACACACACACACACACACACACACAAACACAUGUAAUGUGAAGAAAAAGGUCUCCACUGUUAUUUUUAAGGAAACCCUUCACUCUGCUGAGGGGGAGGGAAAGGGUAGCAUUCUGCAUAACUUGAAUAAAGAUGCUACUACAAAAAGAUAGGAUUUAGAGACUUGAACCUCACCCUGGAGGUACUCCACUACCCCCACCACCCCAGACUGCUUGAAUUGCUACAAAAAGCCCUAAAGUGGGGGAAGGGCUGCUUUUGUGUUUUUGUUGUACUCUUUGUGGCUGUCUCUGUAAUUCCCCAUCUUUUUAAGAAGCCUGAAAAUGUGUGGGUUUGUGUUUUCUGUUAAAGCUUCCCAAAUGCCUGCUAAAAGCCCCCUUUUCAGUCCCCUCUUCCCCUAUCUCCCAUCCCCCUUCAUUCAGGCCAUUCUAGCCCAGAUAUUGUUGGACCAGAGAAUGUUAGAUUAUUCAACAUUGGCAGUUUCAUGGUAGAAUGUUGUUUGUUGACAGCAAUGUUUCAGGAAAAAAAAAAGAUUUCUGAUUCUAGGGAUGAAAGCUGAUUCCAUUUAUGAAAAGCGUUAUUAUGGGGUCAUUGAAAAGUCAUUUAGAAAAUUCACUCCUGUCAGAUGAAAGGUAUUUUAGGGAGUCAACUGAAAAUUUCCCCCUAGAAAUUUAAAUAUUUUAGCCAAUCAUUAUAUCUAUCUCCUGCCUUGUGAAAACUGUUGAAAAAGGAGAUGAUGAAUCUCCCAUUUCAGGGUAUGCAUCAAGGGAGUUUUGAAGAAGGGACCCAAGUCCUGACAGAUUGGUAAGGGCAAGUUGUGUUUCAUUCCUCUCCUCUUUGCCUACAGUUAAUGUAUGAGGCAUUACCCAGUGUCGUCUGAGACAUCAGAAAGAGUAUUGCACUUGACGGCUGACUUAGGGCCCUAGAAAUAGCUGACUUUUCCUUCUCUGCUUUGACCAUCUUCUAGCUGGCAAUGGAGAUGUCCCUUGGACCCCUUAUAGAUUCACCAAUUCUCCUGCCUCCUCUCAAUGCCACAGUCAGCCUGGGGAGUCUCAUCCAGUGUGGACUGUGUUCUCAUGGCUAUGUUUAGGAACUCAUUAGGGGAAUAGAAAAGUGGAUCUUUUGGCAUAUGUGGCAUAUGCCAAGGAUAGUCUAUUAGAGUGUUGUUGGCUGAUCGAGCCAAGGAAGCUAGGAGGUGACUAGAGAAGAAAUGGAUCAUCUAAUUAUCUGUAACAGAGCAUAAUGUCUGAUAAAAUCACUGCUGCUUUACACUGGCAGGGGAUGAUAUGAGAGAAGCAGAGAGAGAGAGAGAGAAGGGGUUCCUAUCUGCGAAUCUGGGAUUAUAGACUUAGAACUAGACAGAACCUCAGAGGUAAUCAAGUCAAAACUCCUCAUUUCAUCAACAGGAAACGGAAAGCCUAGAGAUAUGGAAACUUCCCCAAGGUCAUACAGGUCAGAAGUGACAGUGCAUGGAAUUCAAUCCAGGCCCAGGACCCCCUCCUCUAUAGUAUUCUCUCCCUUGGGUCAUCGUGAAAAAUAGAGGUCACCUUGGGAGCUCUUAUUGAGAGAGGAUGGAACAGACUAAUCCAUAAACAUCACCACUAUCCCAUAUGCAUUCUUGCAAGUACAGAACCUAUCGUUCUCUCACCUGCUGACCAACAUCUGGGUGUGUUGCAGAGAUCAUGAUUUUGAGAUGGGCUGCCAUGUGCCCUCAAAAUUACCUUCAUUUCCUUAGCUGUAUACAACUGCUUCCACUCAUCCUAGUUGCUCACGAGUGGUUCUUCUCCUAAGCUAUGUCUGUACAGUUUCCCCUCUUCCUUCACCUCUUAUGUUCUCAAGGCUUGGCCAAAAGUGGAAUGGCAGAAUAAGGCCAAGACCUUACAAGGUAAGAGCUAAGGCUAUGCAUGUAGGACUUUGGCAAUACAAUUUUAAGGAUAAAUGCUUUGAGAUGGCAUAUAAAAACAUUAAACUAUAACUCUUGCUCUCAUAAGAAAAUUACAGUGGGAAGAACUCCACAACUGACCUUACUCCUCUUUGCCCCACUCCAUUCAUCACAAUUGUAUCUGUGCUUUUAACCGCAACAAGCAAUGAGAUUACUGUUAUUAAGAAUGAUGCUUGUUGAAAGGAUGGAGGAGGCUUUUACUGAUUGGGAAAGGGCUCUAUGCGGGAUGCUUUACUUGAGCUUCAAAGAGUUUUCCAACAAUUAUCAGGAAGAAAAACAAAGAGAGAUUGAAAACUGUGAUAAAGACUGAAAGGACAAGAUUUAUUCCAUCCUUUUUUAUAUGAAAAGAUAAGACCAAGAGAGAAUUCAGCCAUCAAGAAAAAGACUAACCCAACUGUAAUGCCAUCCUCUAGUCUAUGUCAUAUAUAUUUAAGCUCAGAUGCAGAGAUUAUUUGUUCCUUGGCUAGUAUAAGUGAGAACAGGAAUACGAAGGACACAAAUUAUAUAGUCUGUUUUUCUCAAUAACUUGAAAUAAAUGUUAAGUUGAAUGAAUCAUUUUGGAAAUGAAAGUGACCUUACCCCCUUGUGCUGGGGCCUGAGCUAUCAGUACAUUGGGAGUGAGGGACCUCCUACUUCAUGGAAGAUGAUUAUCAGUGUAAGUGAGUGUCAGGAGCUUGCACAGCUUCUUGCCAUGCAGUGUUGUCAUGAAACCUAUAUUGGCAGAAAAAAAGGGAAUUCAUCUUUAGUGCUGAUAUUGAAUUGUAGAUAAUCCACCUCCAGUCACUUUUCUGUGUGCUUCCAAACACAAAAAUCCCACCCACCCAACAACUUCUUUAACUUAAUUCCAAGUUAAACAAUCUUCUCAUGGAAAAAAAUAGUUUACUUUCUAGACCUUCCUUACAUUCUUUAACUCAGACAGUCAUUUCCAGGCCUCUUUGUUUUCCUUCUUUCUUUCCCAUUAACCAGUCCAAUCCCUCAGUGAUACCAGACUGUGUUUAAUAGAACCAUUUCCCUUCAGGGACACUCCCUUAACAACCAGGUUCUUCAACAGACCCAAGUAGUUGUGGGUGGAUUGGGAUCCAUGCAUUCUUAGAUAUUCAGUUGAAGCAUUAUCCAGACUCAUGGAGAUGAAAACCAUAUACACAUAUACACACCCUGGGAGACUUACAAGAGAGCUUCUAUUUGGCACAAUUGAUACUGGCCAUUCUUAAAGGUGCUGUUAUUUGGAGUUUUUGAGAGAAAAUGCAAUUUAAAUGUUACUUUUGAGUUCAGAGUUUCUGGGGCUGUGGAAGAUAAAAUGGUAGAGCAUCAGAACCCAGGUGGUCACCACAGCAUUGGGUUAGUCACUGACUUGUUCAUUUGAAUUUCUCAAGAUCUGAUCCUAUAGUAUAUUCCUAGCCCCUCUCUUUCAUCUUAAACACAUUGGCUCAGUAAAGAGAUAGCCUGGUGAUCUAAUGUGGCUCUGUCUGGAGUCUCUUUGAAUCUGAAAUACCUAGAUUGGAAGCCCUAUCACAUUUAACAAGAGUCUUUGUGGAUAGGGUCAAUCCAUGGCCAAUAUAAAUCAUUCCAACUAUCAGUUAGUUGCUGAUGGUGGGAGAUGGUAGAACCACAGGAUGGAAACAAAAGAGGAGGAGCACAUUAAAUUUCUUAUCCUCAGAAAGUUAGAAAAUAUGGAGGGUUUGACCAAGCAUGACUACCCUCAUGAUGUGAUGUCUAGUCUCACUGAAUUUGUGCCCAGUGAUUGAAAUCCUCCCGUUUCUCUCUCCAUGUUCUAGUCCCAUCAACACGCCUUACUUUUCUCGGAGGAGGUUUUCCAUGAUAUUCCUUUGUUUCAGAGUUCUCUUGCUCCAUGUCAUUGGCCCCAAAUGAUGCUCAUCCCCUCCUAACCACAUCCCAAAGGCUAACAUGCCUCCUCUGUCCAAAAUCUGUAAAUAGCAUUUUUUAACAGGAACAUAUUUAAAAAAGGUGGAUUGUUCUACAAAUAUAUAUGUACAUAUAUAUGCAUCUGAAAUAAGGAUAUAAUAUAUAGAGUUUUUUAUUUGUUUGAUUUGUGGUCUUUAGUCAUAGGUAUAUCAAAGAAUCAAGAGAUUUGAAUGCAAAACUUUAUAUAUAAAUGUAUAUUUCUACUGAUAGCUCAACAUGCCACUUUCUAAUAAACAUGUAACAGGUAGGGGACACUGAAAAAAAAAAAGCACACGCUCCUUCAGAACUUAGGUGAUUCUGGGUCCCACUCAUUGGUGAGGAAGUGCAUUCUUAUUUUUUUAUUUUUAAAAUGUUAUCUCUGUCCUGGAAAGCAAUACUUCCUGGUCCAGACUCCUUGAUGAAGCCAAAAACAAUGUGAAAUGAAUGAGACUUGAGAGCGCAUGUUUGGUAUGGGAGCAUGUUUUAACAGGCUAUUUCACAACCCUCCCCUCUUCCCCCUUCCGGAGAUUUUCCAAUGUAAGAUUAAGACUAAAAAGUCACCGCUUAUCAUGUCAACUCAAACAAGGGUUUUUGACUCAGAAAUCAAAGCCUGGGCUUGGCUAGCAAAUUGAUUUGAAAGAUAAUCACAAAUGCUUGCAUUAAACUUAAUGUUAUAAAAAAAAA